AUGGCAUCCGUCUCCCACACGCGCGCAUGCGCAACCACCCCGCCUGCCCCACAACCCCAGACACCCCCGGCCAAGGACCAGGAUGACGACGACGACGACGCCCUUGUCCUGACGCGGGAUCAGCUGCAACGGCUGCAUGCCUUUCGCGACGCCUUGCACCGCUGUGCGAGCGCCUCCGAACGGGACCGUCUCUGCCUCGCGCUGCGCGACCAGCUCAUCGAUCACGAGGGCGGCCAUGAGAUCCUCGUCGCCUGCGCCGAGCGCCUCACCGCCAAGGCCUGUGCCGAGUACUUCCAGUGGAGGGUCGACAUGGCCGGACGCCCUCCGACGCCCCUUGCUGUGACCUUUCGGGAGGAUCACGUGGCCCCGUGGGAUCGCUUCUUCGGCCUCGCCUCCAUCGGAUACGCUGCGCGCCUUCGAUGUCUCGACGCCCUGACCGAGGUCGCCCAUCGCUGGGGCCGCCACGUUGUGCUUCACUACGACUUGGUCCUCGGUGGCCCAGAGUACUGCCAUCAUGUUCGCAUCGCCGCUCGUGUGAUUCCCACCUUUGACAAGGCCGUCGUCGCGCUCAACAGGUGCACCAAGGAGCGCGCUGCAACCCAACCGCCGUCGCAUCCUGCACGCGACAUAUCAAGUCAUAUCGACGUCGAGGAUCUUCAGCGCAUCACGCAGUGGUGGGAGAACGGCACCUACCCGCGGAAACAUCUGCGCGACGAAGACCUGCCUCCGGGCUACGGCUUUGACGACUUCCACCUCAUGGUCCCGCUGGAGCAUGCUUGGCCGCCCAUCAAGAGCGCCUCCUCGUCGCCUGUGAGCUGGCCGGCGACGAGCCUCAUCACGCCGGUACCCUCCAUACGGGAGAGCGUCAAGACGGCGGCGGCGGCAGCGGCUCCUCAGUGGUCGCCCUACCGGUUGGUGCCCAUCCCUCGUGAGCACACGACACUGGCGCCCCCCAAGACGAAGGCUUCGGCGAGCCAGAGCACCCAGUCCUCUGAGAACCCGGCAGGCGAGACACGUGGUCACCACCCGCCUCCAGCACAACCCAUGGCGGCAGACCCCCGAUGUGGGCGGGCCCUGCAUGACCGCGACGCCGACGAGGCCUAUCGAAAGCAAGUCCUGACCGAGCUGCGGCAGAAGGUCGAGGACACAAUCUUCCCACGGAGUACGCAUGGCGAGGGAACCAACAGACUGAUCCAGGAGCUGCUCGAAAAGGCUGAGCCGCCAAACACAUCCCGCGACAAGGGCGCCAUUGAGAUGCUUUUUUUCAGCGGCGACCAAGCAGAGGCUCUCGUCGACUUUGAGUCCCCGCACGGCGCACCCAUCGUCACCGACGGCCAGCAACAGUUCCGCUGGAAGACAAGGGAGCGCCCAAUCGCCCAAUUUCUCCGUCGCAUGGGAAACCUUGACAGGUUCAUCUCGGUCCAGAUCCCUUCGCGCAGCGCCCUCUCGGAGUCGUUCGAGGUCCGCAAGCUGAGCGAGGUCAAGUCUCGCUACCUCGCCGACGAGAGCACCGAUGACCCGUGGAAUAUUCUCGACCUGCAGAGCCCCCUGCCGUCGGCGAUUUUGCCAAAUUUCUUGUCUGGCGAGAAUUGCCAGUUGCUCCUCCAAGUCCGCGACACGGUCCUCAUGGAGGAGAGCGCCGAGAGGGUCGUCGCCUCCAGCCGACAGUGGAACGAGUGGCGGAAUGUGCUUGAAUGGGUCCUCAUGUCGCAGGGCGGCCACAACACGGCCCCCCACACGGACAGCCACGGCUUCUCGACCUGGAUCACGGCGCAGGAGGGUUGCAUUGGCUUCGGCUGGCUCUCCGACCCCACGGACAAGGAGCGCGCCGCAUGGAUUGCCAACCCGGGCUCCUACACCGGCGGCCGCUGGCGCUACACCGUGCUCAAGCCUGGCCAGACCGUCUUCUUUGUCUCAGGUACCAUCCACUUUGUCUUUCGCAUACGCGCGCCUCAGACGCUGGCGCUCGGCGGGCACGUCCUGCAGUGGUCCGGUCUUGAGCGGUGGAUGGCCAUCGUCCUGACGCAGAUGCGGAACCCAUCCAUCACCAAUGAGGACAUGGGCGUCAGCGCAGCGAAAUAUGUUGGCGUCGUCUCGAGACUCGUGGUGGCCAAAGUGAAUGAGGACAGGGCGAACGGGCUCGAGAUUGAAGACCGUAUCCUGCGUUUUCUGGACUCUGUCAAGGCGUUCGAAACGGCGUAUGGUCAACUCAACAAGAAGAAGCGCCGCUCACCGGCCGGUUCAAAGAAAAGGGCCCGAUGA
This is a messenger RNA of Verticillium dahliae VdLs.17, 2262 nucleotides long. RefSeq lists its product as uncharacterized. Bases 1 to 2262 code for a protein of 753 amino acids. The record is from RefSeq and is a predicted model, not a curated record. The transcript has 3 exons. Lineage: Eukaryota; Fungi; Ascomycota; Sordariomycetes; Glomerellales; Plectosphaerellaceae.